Messenger RNA from Neoarthrinium moseri, 1434 nucleotides. RefSeq lists its product as uncharacterized. The record is from RefSeq and is a predicted model, not a curated record. The transcript has 6 exons. Gene Ontology annotation, molecular function: FAD binding; monooxygenase activity. Lineage: Eukaryota; Fungi; Ascomycota; Sordariomycetes; Amphisphaeriales; Apiosporaceae. Bases 1 to 1434 code for a protein of 477 amino acids.
AUGGCUGAGGCAUUGAAUAUCACAAUUGUCGGCGGUGGUAUUGCCGGCCUGACGGCCGCAAUAUCCCUGCGUCGCGCCGGGCACCUGGUAAAAGUAUAUGAACGCUCUGCGCUGAACAACGAAAUUGGCGCCGCGAUACAUGUUCCGCCAAACGCAACCCGUGCGCUGCUUGCAUGGGGUCUUGAUCCCGUCGGAGCGAAGCUGGUCACCGUCAAGUCGAGCUUCCGUGCCCAAGCAGACACUCUGGAAAGGUUCCAUGUAGGGACCACUGAGUCAGCGAUACCGGAGAAGUACGGCGCGCCUUGGUUCUUUGCGCACCGUGUAGAUCUGCACGACGAACUGAAGCGACUGGCGACGGAGUCCAAGGGCGUUGGCACUCCGGUACAGAUAUACCUGAACUCUGAAGUUGUCCAAUAUGAUCCUGAUGCGCCCUCUGUCACCCUUGCGAAUGGUUCUGUGGUAUGCUCGGACGUCGUUAUCGGCGCCGAUGGAGUACACAGUAAAUCAGUCGAAGCUGUAUUGGGCUGUGCCAACAAACCUGUCCCUUCGAAGGAUUUGUACAAUUUCUGCUAUCGAUUUUUGAUCCCGGCAGCGAACAUCGGAGCAGAUCCCGAGACAACCUUCUGGAAUGAAGAUGACGACGGUCGGAUGAAGUUCUUCGUCAGCGAUCUGAAGCGCCUCGUAUCAUACCCAUGCAGAAACAAUGAGGAACACAACUUCGUUGCAAUGUUUCACGAGGAUGAUAUUUCUAAAAUGAAGAAAGAAGACUGGCAAGCCUCAGUAGACAAGUCUAUCCUGUUGGAAAAAUUCUCAAACGUUCAUCCCAAGCUUCGAGCCGUAUUGAACAAGGCCACUGAGGUUAAACAGUGGGCUCUUCUUUACAGAGCACCCAUUCCAACAUGGACAAAGGGUAAAAUGUGUCUCGCAGGCGACGCGGCUCACCCUAUGUUGCCUCACCAAGGACAGGGUGGCGCGCAAGGCAUCGAAGAUGGCGUAGUUCUCGGUAUGGUGUUGUCUGGUGCCUCGCACCAAAACAUCAUGGCAAGAUUGUCACUUUACGAAGCCAUCAGAAGAGACCGCGCCAGUCUACUCCAAGUCUUUAGCAACGCAGGCCAGGAUGAGCCAGAGCUUAUACACAAGGAAGCAUCCCAGUUCAUCCCUCUUGAACAAGUGCCAAAAUCACCCGAGCAGUUCUUCGACUUCAACUUCGGAUAUGAUGUGGUGAGCGACACUUUGAAUGGUCUCAGGAAUCUCGAUGCCUCAUUUGAGCUUCCACCAGGCUUCUUCGAGAGAGCGCCUGGUAAGGGAGUCUACCCCAAGGAAAUCGUCUCUUCGGCACCCACGCCCCAUCAAACGUCAGGGUUUCCUGGCACCAGCGGUCCACACCCUGCCGAAGUUAUCUCCCACCCAUUGCAAGCAGCAGCAGCAGUAUAG